CAUUCUAGUUGUGGGUGUCGCGCCGUGCAGUCAUCGCGUGUGCCACAGAACUUAGUGCGCCGUUUGUGAGUGCUUCAGUUCCCGCGCUAGUGCCUCACUGUGCCAGGACCCGCUCCCGCCGCGGAGGAUGUUAACAGCCCACGGUAUGUUCUGAUCCAAUCCACGGAGUAACCCGACCAAAACCGCAAGCCACUUGUUGGAUGCCGCUUCAGAAACAACCAAAGCCACCUAUAUUCAGUCGGGUUAUAACAAAUUUGGCAAAGUCGGUUGAUGACGUCACGAGCUGCAAAGCUGUUGACGUCCGCAUAGCCAGCCCGGUUCGUUCUCGCCCGCUCCUUCACCCCCUCCAAGAUUGCUGCCACCAUGGGUCGGAAGAAAAUACAAAUAUCUCGGAUCACAGAUGAACGGAAUCGACAGGUUACGUUCAACAAGCGCAAGUUCGGAGUGAUGAAGAAGGCGUACGAGCUAAGCGUGCUCUGUGAUUGCGAGAUCGCUCUCAUCAUCUUCAGCUCCAACAACAAACUGUACCAGUAUGCUAGCACGGAUAUGGAUAAGGUCCUACUAAAAUACACUGAAUACAACGAGCCCCACGAAUCGCUGACCAACCGCAACAUCAUCGAGGCACUAACGAAGAAAGAGCAUAAGAACGGAGUGAUGUCACCGGAUAGUCCCGAAGUUCCCGAAUCUGAAUACAACCUGACGCCCCGGACCGAAGCCAAAUACUCGAAAAUCGAUGAGGAAUUCCAAAUCAUGAUGCAAAGGAACCAGUUGAACGGGAGUCGUGUGGGCGUGGGAGUUACCGGGAGCAACUACAACCUGCCUGUGAGCGUGCCCGUCGGGAGCUACGAACAGUCUCUGUUGCAAGCUAGUCCUCAAAUGCAUACCUCUAUCAGUCCACGGCCAUCGUCUUCGGAAACCGAUUCAGUAUACCCAAGCGGCGGAAUGCUCGAGAUGUCCAACGGCUACCCCGGCUCGGGGUCCCCGCUGGGGGCGGGCUGCACGCCCUCCCCCUCCCCCGGGCCCGCGCCGUCCCCCCACCGGCACCCGCACAAGCCGCACGCGCACGCGCCGCCGCCGCACCACUCGCCGAGGCAUAACAACCUGCGCGUCGUCAUACCGAACUCGAUGCCGCCGCCUCAGGAAGAUAUAUCGUAUUCUGGCGAAACACCAUUAAGCUACUCAGGACUCGGCAACUUCGGACCACAGGACUUCAGCAUGAGCUCGGACAUGGGAAUCGGACUAUCGUGGGGCGCGCACCACCUACAGACACUACAGCACAACAGGUACAUUAGCAGCUUGCCAGUGAUCGGCGGAGGGGGCACCCCGCCGCCCGCGGCGUCGCCUAGCAACGUGAAGAUCAAGGCCGAGCCCGUGUCGCCCCCCCGCGCGCCCGACCACCUGCACCGCGCGCCGCCCGCGCCCGCGCCGCCCGCGCACCUCUCCGGAGUCAUUGAUGGUGUGUACUCUAAACCUAAUAGAGGUCUUUCAUACAUUCCAGGUUCAGUAACGUCAAGUAACAUGGGCUCGCCCGGGCAGGACAUGCGGCAUGUCCCGCUGGAUUACGAGCAGCCCCACACCAAGCGGCCGCGGAUCGAGGGCUGGGCCACAUAGCCCGCCUACGAGGCCUUCGGGUCAUACUCGAGGCCCCUGCACCCGCACUGCUAGGCCCCCGGGCCCCGCCACCGCCACCCGCCAUGGUGCUCGUUGUGCUAACCAUCCAAAAGUCUGGAUCGCAAGGUGCAAGAAUUAAUGGUACUCACAAUUUUGGCACGGUACGCGGUACGAACUAAUCUCAUAUCAAACGAAUUUUAACAAGUUCAAAUCGUUGAGAUUUCUUUGUUACGAUUUCUAUAGGAAUCGAUGUGUAAUAAUUAAAUGUUCGAUCACAACCCUUAUAGUUAAUGUAAUUCAUAAUGCACGAGCGAGUACACACAUAAUUGUUAAGAUUUGGACAGCGUUCGGAAACAUCGCGACUCGCCUGUUGUAACGAUAAAUCUUAAUGUCGUAUUUUUUGUACUUAGCGACCAAAGAAUUAAAGUGUAGGUCUCGGAUUUGCAUAAUAUCUUGACCGCAUGUUUCCGAACGGAGCUCAAGUGUUGAAGCAUAGCUGCAACCUUUCAAUGUUAUACCGAUCAAUGUUACAUGUAAGUACGUAGAUAGAUUCUAUUCCCCUGUACAUAAAUAACAUUAAAUGUGCAAUCCGUGCCAUUGUCUGUUUAGCUUAAAAUUAGUCAAUUUAAAAUCAGUGACUUUGUAAUAGGAACCAGAGUUGAAGAGUGGAGGAACUAAACGCGGUUUGCGGAGUGUAGUGCGCGAUAAGACACUUAGUGUACUAGUGAGUGGAACACUAAAUCGACUGUUGACUUUUUGUGUUAGUGUUUUAAAAAGUUUUUUGUGCCAUUUUAAAAUUAUUAUUAUAGUGUGACAUCCGAACUUUGAAUCUUGUAAAUUAAGUAAGCGUAGUGUCAUCACAGAAGAUAAUAAAUUGUAUAUUGUAAAAUCUACUUUAUCUAUUGAGAUAUUUAUACAUGGAAAACAUAAUGAUAUUUACAUAAUAUGUAUACACGUCCCGUUAGGAACGAAUGUUACGUAAGUAGGUAAUGUUAGCUAGAGUCGAGUAUAUAAAGGUACCACACAAAGCUUUAAAAUUUCUUAUGAAUACACUCGCACUUUUAUGCACUUGUAAUUAAACAAACACAGUAAAUAUAUGGAUAUAACACAGAUUUGUAACAAUUCUAGUGACAUACGCAAUGUAUUUUUUAAAGAUUUUAUUUCUGAACCAUAAGUAUUUUGUUUCUCUCGGGCAAGAUUUCUAAACAUUUUAAUCAGAAUUUUAUUCUUUGUGCGGGUUUCUAAUUUUCAGACCAAAAUUUUAUCGAGUCAAUUUUAUGAACUUAUCAUAACCAUUUUAAUAUAAUUAAUAUACUGUAGUUGAUGUUUUGAUUCCAUACAUAAAUGAUAAAAAUCAAUGUUAAAAUUAUGAACAAUUCAGUGGACUUUCAGAGAAUUUUAUUUCAGGCAAAAUUAAGACGUUGAAAUGUUUUUACUCGUAGGUCUUUCCUUUUUGUGUCCAUUAUUCCUAAGUACCCUAUGUAUUUUACAUGGAAUCAAAAUAUUAACUAAAUAACUUGUUAUGUAUAUUGAAAUUGUAUUAGUGGGUAUCGUCAGUGACUAAAGGAAACAGCAAGGUUGUUGUUAGAACAUGUUUUCUUUUGUUAAUGUGAUCUGAAGUUUUUUAUGCUACUUAAUUUAAUUUAACAAAUUGUAGUAGUAGUAGCUAUGAACAAAUGGAGAAGGAUAAACGGAUCUUUGAUGUUAUAGAUGCGAACACAAUUAUAAUUAAUGGAUAAUGUUAAGAUACUUUUCACUGAACUAAAUAUUUUGGUACAGCACUUUAUUACACAGUCCGCCCUAUUGUAGAUAGAUGUUACUAAAUGUGUCUGGUGGGUGAAGUAAUCGUUGAUCUUUGUAAUCGUCCAUCGACUCCUAGCAUAGACUCAUCGCCACGGUCCUCUCGCCUCUGUCCAGGGAUCCUUCGCUCCUACCCUCGAUCGUCUCACUGUAGAUGCCUUACUCACAGUGCCUAAAUGUACCACAUUUUUACCAUUUUGUACCAAAUUUGUAUGAUACGAUAGCAUUUAUGCUUCAAUAUUUUUCACAUCCUGGUAAUUGUAAGUCUUUUAAGAAAAUGUUGAAUUUUAUGAAUGUAGUGUAAAGAUCGGUGUUCACUGUACCCUCUGAUGUACAUAGAGCUCUCGGUCGCUGUUGGACUAUCGCUAACUUAUUGACACAGUCAAACUGUUAUGGAAGGUAAGGGACGUUGUGAUUGUAACUGUAUAAAAUACUGUAAGUAAAGACCCAAAGCAACAUUGAUGUUAACGAUCCUUAGAGUAAUCCUUCAAAUCACAAUAACAAAAUGUUAAUGUGUAGUUGUUAAAUUUGUACAGGGAUGUAAUCAGUUUUGGCGUUCAAAAGUCUGAACACAUAAGAAAUGUAUUUUCGCAUUGUAAAUGAAUAUACACGAUUAGUAUUUAACGAAGUAAUAUUUUAAUACCGGAGCAUAAUGAAUGUUGACCUGUAGGUAAGGCCAUUCGUGUACGCCUCGUGUAAUGUUAGUGUUGUCGACGUGGUAAGAACACUGUUGCUCUCCUCUUCCGUCAGAUUCUACAUUAUGUUCACCGAAUUGAUCUGGAUCGUUCGUUCCUAAAACGUUCCUUUAUCUGAUGUUGAUGUGCUUUGUUGGUUAAAAUUUGCUCAAUCAAUUGAUGGUGAAGCUAAAUUUUCAUUAAAAAAUCUGACUGUUAUCCGACCCUUGACGUAAAGUUUGUGUUGUUGUAUUCCCUAGCGUGUGAUUUAUACAUGUUACUGCAAAUUUUAUUGUAGUACUUAAAUAUUUGUUGCAUUCUCGACAUUCAGGAGAAUUAGUUAUUAUCACAAGUAUAUACAGAAGUCACGCACUGUGGUGUUACCUAAAUACCUAUCAUAAUAAUUGAUGCACUGAACAAAUUGUCCAAUGAUGAUUAUAACGUAUAUUAAAGUAUGCAAUACAGUCCGAUGCUGACUUAGUGGUUAUAUUUGCACAAAUAGAAAUUAUUACUUUGGUUAGGUCGAUGGGAACGGCAUAUUAGUGAAGUUUUAUUGGAAGUAGACCGUCGUAAGGUUUGCCCGCACGUCGCAACCUGCGGUUUCCAUCGACCUGGCCGACGUGAUGUUUCGAACGAAGCUGGUAUUGGGAGCAUUAUUUCCGGGUUGUGAGGUUGCUAUCGGAAAUGCGUGCAAGAUUAUUGUUAAUUAAAUAUUAUAUUAUAGUAUUUCUCUGAACGCACAACCUUGUUGCGCAUUAUUGUAAAUGGUUUGCUUGGUUUGUUUUGUAGUUGUACCUACUUUUAUGUAUGUUUUACUUGUAUAUUCAACUGUGUGUCAAUAGCAAAGAGCUUUCUUAUCAGUUAACAUAUAGGAUGUUCAUUGCAUUUAAAGAGAACGUAGUCAUAAGUAUAAAGUACGUAUUCGAGACCAGGUUCUGGUUUCGCGGCAGUAGAUAUAAUGGUCCUUACGUUGCCGACGUCUUUGCUAUUGCUUCACAGCUAGUGACAACCCAGAUAGGAUAUAGGAAUAUAAUACAUAUCCUUAAUAAAUACUCAGUCGACUUCACAUUAAGUCCUCCUUAACAUCAGUUGUGCAAUACAUAUGUAUCAAAAUGCUUAGGUAGGUAUUAGGUAUACUUUCGUUUGAAUUUACAAAAUAAUGCAAACUCUGUUGUAUUUUAUCGAUAUUUUUACUGAUAAUGGGAGGGCGGUCCAGAGUUUCUGGACUGCCCUCGGGGAUUUAAGUCAUAGUUGUAUAAUUAUUUUAAGAUAAGGCCGGGCCAAAUAUUGCAUUAAUGUAGGUCUUACGGCGCCUUUAUUUCUGUGUCGGGGCAGCCACCUCUGCCUUUGUAUAAAUCGUACGAUGAUAAACAACUCAGUGGAAGAAUGAGAUAUUAAUGUUUGUCGACAGUGUUAGAAAAUUGUUAUAAAUUAUUUUGAUGACUGUUUGAAGGAUAAUAAAGAGUUGGAUGUCAA
Molecule: messenger RNA, 5561 nt
Organism: Leguminivora glycinivorella
Lineage: Eukaryota; Metazoa; Arthropoda; Insecta; Lepidoptera; Tortricidae
Gene: Mef2
Product: myocyte-specific enhancer factor 2
Exons: 10
Coding region: 364-1611 (415 amino acids)
Biological process (GO): cell differentiation; positive regulation of transcription by RNA polymerase II
Molecular function (GO): histone deacetylase binding; RNA polymerase II cis-regulatory region sequence-specific DNA binding; DNA-binding transcription factor activity, RNA polymerase II-specific
Source: RefSeq, a predicted model, not a curated record